AAAAUGAACAAAGUGGGAACAUCAGUAUUCGGGUGUUUUCCCAAUGAAAUUAUAGUACAAAUCCUUUCGUAUAUUCAUCCCAUUUAUUCCAAUCUUCUACGUUUACGUCUUGUGUGUCGCAAGUGGAAGAUUUUGAUCGAGAAAACAACUUAUUUAUGGAGACACAUACAUCUUGACGAUGACAAAGACUGGAAGCCCAAUCAAGAUGAAAAGUAUACACUGGUUUUGAGAGUUUGCCUCGAAAAGUUUGGAAGAUUUAUUCGGUGUGUCAGAGCAGAAGAGCAGAAGUACUGUUAUGACAACCAAAUACGAGAACUUUUGCUGUCGUUAACAAAUCUACAAAAGCUUGAUGUCCCUGUAUUGCUGUGGACGCGCUCGUACGCCGAAAGAAUGAAGCAAGCCUUUGGAUCAAAGAUAAAGCAUGUCACCAUCGAUGAUUGUAAGAUCUAUGAUAGCGACAACAUGACACGUCAAGAGAUCAAAAAAGCCGUGACUCGCGGACUAGAAGCUUGGGAUCUAAGGUUUAUUUACAGCUGGUUUCCUAACUUAGAAGUACUUUGCUUGCACACAAGUGUGCAUAAGAUUGCAAGAAAGAGCAUGGUAUCAAUUUUGAAUCCUUUAAAAUUAAAAGAGUUGCAUCUCGAGUUGACGCCGUACUCAAUAAAAGGAAGGCCAAGAAGAAGGCGUAUUGAGCCAUACCCUGUGUAUGAAAUCAUGAACUCGAAGCAUUCUUCACUCCUCACUAGUCUAGAACUGAGAUAUCUCAUCUUAACGUCAAAGGAUUUAAUGAUACUCACGGAGAGAUUAAAAGGACUAAGGAACUUAGUUGUUGGAUCAAUAUCUUCCAAGAAUACUGAGAGUGAUUUCAAUACAAGCCUUUGCCUGAAGUCUAGUAGUUUACGGGUCGUCUUUCUGUCUUCUUUACCCAGCUCGUGGACGACUUACAUCAAGCUUGUCAUGCCUGUACUGGAAGUAUUAGUUAUUGCCCAGUGCAUGGAUCUAACAGCAUUGACCAUCGAAGCCAACAGUUUACUAACACUUGUUCUGCGAGACAACUUCUCUCUUUGUUGCAUUAACGCAAAGUGCGAAAGCUUAACGGACAUACAGAUUGAAGACUGCAACGAAUUUACGUGGCAAAAGUUUAAGGAUCUCCUCAAAGUAUGUCCUUUUGUGGCGCGGAUUGAACUAUACACCGAGUGGAGUUCUAUCCUGCUCACUGCUGACGACUGCCCUGAGCUCCAAAAACUCAUCAUCAGAGGUUUGAAUUUCGAUAUGUGCCGAGUUAAUAUCGAUUGCCCGACUCUCGAGAUUUUCAAAUGCAUCGGACAUUGCGUCCCUAGCAAGAGACAAAGGAAUUCAAAAUCCACAGCUUUAGAUAUAUUGCUAAGCUGCCGCCAUCUAAGGAAGAUGAAUAUCAACGAUGUUUUUUACCUCGAGAAGCUCGUCAUCAACUGCCAAACGGUCGAUAUGAUAGCUGUCAGUGGACGAUCAUUAGUGUCCAAACCUCUGAAUGUCACUGUCAACGCGUCGAACAAAGUUGGUGAGAUCUCAUUACUUGAGCAAAGUGUAUCGACGGUCAGCGUGAACAGCCCAUCAAUGGGAGAGUUUAUCCUUAACGACUGCUGCCUUGCUGGAGACAACAAAUGCCGAUUGAAGUUUCAUUGUGAGAAUAUCCAAGCAAUGCGAGUGAUAAACUGUUCCAGUGUCAAAAGGUUUAGCCUUAGAGUGCCUCAUCUUGAUAGUCUGACUAUUGACUCAUGUCCCAAUAUGUCCGACCUUGACGUCAUCAGCGAUUGGAGUACUGUACGUCAAAUUAGGAUCAUGAACUGUCCACAGCUUAAUAAGGCGAGCUGAAUAACAACACUGAAAAAAUAAUUGAAUGAAGGAAAAACUGUAUUUUAAGUAAAAGGAUGUAAAUAAUACUGAUUUAUACGAAUAAACUUUAUUUAAGAAAUAUAAAA
Molecule: messenger RNA, 1961 nt
Organism: Exaiptasia diaphana
Lineage: Eukaryota; Metazoa; Cnidaria; Anthozoa; Actiniaria; Aiptasiidae
Exons: 1
Coding region: 4-1854 (616 amino acids)
Molecular function (GO): protein binding
Source: RefSeq, a predicted model, not a curated record